This is a messenger RNA of Phyllopteryx taeniolatus (common seadragon), 1901 nucleotides long. RefSeq names its product germ cell-specific gene 1-like protein. The coding region runs from base 814 to 1896 and encodes 360 amino acids. The transcript is spliced from 7 exons. The record is from RefSeq and is a predicted model, not a curated record. Lineage: Eukaryota; Metazoa; Chordata; Actinopteri; Syngnathiformes; Syngnathidae. Gene Ontology annotation, cellular component: plasma membrane.
ACAGUAGCAGAACGAUUUAGAGGGAUUACAUGAAUCAGGGAGAGUUUGUGACAUCAAUUCCUAAGAAAGACAGUCGGGUGGCGUGGAGACAAGAAGCCUGACUGCGUCUUUUACUAUUGGCCGGGAGGAUUAACAAGGCGGCGGUGGAGGCUUGAGUGCAGCUGCAGAGGUGAGGGUCACAGAUGCUCAUCCUGGAAGAGGGAAUGCUGCAUAAUGAGCGAAAGACACUAUAGUGUCGCGGGGAAUCCGUUCAAGAUGGAUAAAUGUUAUUUUUGACUUGAAGGCUCUCCAUUCAGAAAGAUGAGCAAUGACUCAAAGGCCGGUCCACUGGAAGCAGUGACCACUGGAUGACAUUUUAUUCUUUGAUUUAGCUCGAGUUUAACCUAAACUACAGGAUAAGGACUUUGGCUCGGGUGCAGCGGCCCAUCAUCUUCUGGCAGAUUUGACAAAGCCCCAGUUGGGUAACGGCAGAAAUUAAUAGCAAGCUUUCCAGGCUCCUGCAGUUCUCUCCUUAUGUGAACCUUGGAAAUCCCCUCUUGUCCAUUUUUACCUCCAUCUGUUUGCCUGUACAUGCAUCAACUUUAGAGAAUCUUCCUGUUCUGCCUCCCCUUUUAAUCACUCUCCCGCGGUUACAUCACAUUCAUCUUUGCUACACGGUUUAUUAAACCUGGCAGCUCAUCACCUCCCGACCCGCCUCCCCACCGGAAGCAUCUGUUCUUCCAUCCCUCUUUUCCCCCGUACCCGUCACACUGUGUGCCGAAUUCGUCUCCUGCCCUGCCCUGGUGCCUUUAGCCCCCUGCCACCGCUUUGGCCAUGUCGGAGCGCAUGUCGCGCCGCUCUCGCUCCCUGCUCUCCCUGACCUUGACCUCUCUGGCCCUGGCACUCUCCAUCCUGGCGCUGUGCACCUCCUACUGGUGCGAGGGCACCCACAAAGUGGUCAAGCCCCUCUGCCUGUCGCCCGUCAAGAUGAAGAACUGCGGGCAGAACAACAGUGAGCCUUACACCACAGAGAGCCCGACCCAAAACCCUUUCAACCGUACGCUGUCUCCAGCCAGACGCGAGGAGUUGGCUAAAAUCCGCCAGAGGCAGCUGGCCAAUGCCGUUCACUACAUCUGGGAGACCGGCGAGGACAAGUUCGCUUUCAGAUACUUCCACACCGGCUUUUGGGAAAGCUGCGAGAAACACAGUGAUGGUGAGAAAUGCAGGAGCUUUAUUGAGUUGACGCCAGGGGAGACGCAAGGUGUGCUUUGGCUGUCAGUCAUAUCGGAGUUCACGUACAUUGGCCUGCUUGGGAUGGGCUUCUUGCUAAUGUGGCUGGAAGUGUUGUGCUCUCACAAGGAAAUGCACUCACUAAAAAUCAGUGCCUACGCUGCCAUGUGCACUGUGCUGUCAGGUCUUCUCGGGAUGGUGGCCCACAUGAUGUACACCACCGUCUUCCAGAUGACAGUCAUUGUGGGCCCCAAAGACUGGAGGCCUCAGUCCUGGGACUAUGGCUGGUCUUUUGCUCUCGCCUGGGUGUCCUUCAGCUGCUGCAUGGGCGCCGCCGUAGUGACGCUCAACUCCUACACAAAGACCAUCAUCGAGCUGCGCCGCAAACAGAGGCUUCGUCUGGAGGAGGCGAGGGCUGCCGCCCGGGCCCCUUGCUAUGAGGAGGUGGUUUCUGGCCCCGUCGGCGGAGGCUCCGGGGGUUUCUACUCCGUCAGCGGCCUGCUACAGUGUCCCGACGGCAUGAUCGACGUGGCGUGGGCCCCCAACGGCAGCGUGGUCGGCGUGGGCAACGGGGAUGUGCCUACGCUGGUUUUAGUGGGAGGCUGCGGGCCUGAGGGUUGUGAAGACUGCGAGAGGGAGAUGGAUGAGAUGGAGGGACCUGUGGACAGAGUGGACUCCCCUUGCUGAACGAC